This is a messenger RNA of Protopterus annectens (West African lungfish), 2926 nucleotides long. It is a transcript of the gene NKRF, whose product is annotated as NFKB repressing factor. The coding region runs from base 52 to 2625 and encodes 857 amino acids. NCBI's taxonomy places the organism in Eukaryota, Metazoa, Chordata, Ceratodontiformes, Protopteridae. The record is from RefSeq and is a predicted model, not a curated record. Gene Ontology annotation, molecular function: nucleic acid binding. Gene Ontology annotation, cellular component: nucleolus; nucleoplasm. The transcript has 3 exons.
CCGUAGUUUGGUUGGCGGAAGUAGUGUGACGUCUUUGCUUUCUUUUUUUUCAUGGCGAAGAUGGCUUGUGACAGACAAGCAGUGGAGCCGGCAAAUUCUAAGUGGUUUAACUUACUGGAACAGUAUAGGAAUUAUAACGAGAGUGACAAAGAAUGGAAAGCAAGAAAACAGUUUAUCUUCAAACACAUCCAUUCGUAUCCUGGACCCCAAGUGGAUCGGCUGUUAGCUUUAUCAAUGGUUUUUACCAACCAUGUUUUCAUGGGGUGCAGGUACAAUCUCAGUCUUAUGGAGAAGGUCCUGGAGAUGGCUGAUGGUAUUGAUAUUGGGGAAAGACCAUCAUUCGAGUUGGUACCUGGUGCUAAACCACAGAAACGAUCAUGUUCCCCAAGCAGUGAUCAGAAACCUUCAAAAAAGCAGAAUACUUCAAAGUUUCAGCCAAGACCUCGAUUUGAGCCUAUGCACUUUGUUGCCAGUAGUACUGCGAAAAAGGAAGAUAAUAGUGCUGUAAAGAAAAGAAGCGUUUUUGAUAACUUUGUACCACAGAAAGAAACAACAAAUAGUUUUAUUUCUACAAAGCAAGAGGAAGAAGAUGUUGAUGAUGAUGAUUAUACAGAUUGUGAUAUGGAUAAUUACACAGAAUAUCACACAGAAUUGGCAGGAUCAUCAUAUGUCCCUUACCAGAAUUCAGAUUUGUUUGUUUAUGAUUGUACAUUUCCGGGCCAAGAUGAUUUUCAAACUUUUGAUGACCAAAAAAGCAACUUUAUGAAUAAAUUAAAAGAAGAUUACACUGCAAAGUUUGAGGCUCAUCAGACGGCUCAGCUGAAAGGUCAGAAAAUGAAUCCAGUCAAGCAGGUUGUAGGAGGUGGUAAACAAGGAUGCACGGGUUUGGGGUUUAAAGACAAUAAACUGGUAAAUGCCACUACAGCACAGAAAGUGACAUCAACCAAUAAAAAUGAUGCAAGUUCAUGCCAAAUUUCUACUGCAGCCUCCGCAUCCUCCAGUUUCUCUCAGGCAGAGAUUGGAAAGAAGAAAAACUUUAUUGAAAAGCUGUCAGCAGCCAUUGCACAAAAAGUUGCUGCAGUUGUUGCAGGUCUUGAUAAUAAACCCAAUUACACAAUGCUUCUAGCUUCUUCAAUUCAAGCUUGUCAUACCAACCCAGAGUACAUUUAUGUCAGUUUAAAAGAAAUCCCUCCUGCUGACCUUCCAAAAAAGCGGCAGCUUCCAGCAGAUGGCUAUGCUUGUGAACUGCGAUGUAAUGGUAUGUAUUUAUCUACAGGAUAUUCUGGCAGCAAAAUUGGUGCACGGGACCGAGCCAUGGAGCAAGCAGUUAAACUUCUGCAGAAGUCUGUGGGUGUUAAAGUUGUCUGUCGAAAAUCAAAACUAACAUACAUUGAUGACUUGGUAGUAUAUCAGAUAGGUGCACCUUUGCGUGACUUCCCCCCUGCACUUAAACAGGUUGAUAAAAUAAACAAUAUGAAAAGCAAUAAGGCUUCUGUUUACGUCCAGAAAGACUUGCAGUCUGAGGAUCAGACUGGUAAAAAGCCAUGGGAUAACUUUAUCCUUAAUGAAAAUGCCUCUGAUCCUAUUGGUGUCAUGAAUAAUUCAGCUGCAUUUAACAAAAUGACUAUUGAAUAUAAACAUGAAUUGUUGCCAACACUUAAGUGGCGUUGCCAGCUUUAUUUACAGGGUCAUCUGUUAGCUGAAGGCUUUGGUUCAAAAAAGUAUAGUAAACAGGCUGCUGCUGUGGAAGCAAUAAGAAUCCUUAGAAAGGUGCAGGCUUCUAAACAGCUAGAUAAUGAUGAUGAAAGUCCUUUCAUACAGACAGUAGGAAGUGCAUGGAAGAAGCAAGAAAAAAAAAUUGAUCUUAGAGACAUACUGAUCUAUGAAAAUGCAACAAAUGCUGUGUGUACACUUAAUGACACAGCUCAGUUCAACAAAAUAGCUGUAGAGUAUAGAUUCAGCAUUGUGUCAAAUCAGAAGUGGAAAUGUGAUGUGUAUUUGGCAGAUCAGUUUGUUGCAUCAGCAGUUGGGAUUAAGAAAAAUGUGAAACAUAGUGCUGCUGAAAUUGCAGUAAACACACUCAAACAAACACAGCCAGUGGUAAAAGCAAAUCUCACUAAAGGUUUAUCAAAGCAGGCAAUUUCUCGAAAUCAGAUUAUUGGUCGCUCUACUGAAGAAUCAUACAAGCAGCAGAUAAAAGAAGACAACAUUGGUAACCAGCUUUUAAGAAAAAUGGGUUGGAGAGGGGGGGGUUUGGGUAAAGAAGGAGAAGGAAUUGCAGAACCAAUUGCAGUGAAGGAACAGUUUACAAGAGAGGGCCUUGGGCUAAUCACGGACAAAGCUGGAAAAAUUACUAGGCGAGAUAUAGAAGGAAUUAUAAGGAACUAUGCUUCCUCAAAUAGUCAGGAAGAUUUGACUUUUGCUAAAGAACUUACAAUUGAAGAGAGGAAGCAGAUCCAUCAAAUGGCACAGAAAUAUGGCCUUAAAAGUAAAUCAUAUGGACAAGGAAUUGAUCGUUUUUUGAUUGUAAGGAGAAAACAAAACAAAGAGGAGCUGAUCAGCCAGCUUAUGCAAGAAGGUCAAGCCGGAUGUUAUCAACUUGUUAUGCCACAGACAUUGUGGUAAAUUCAUGUAUGUCAUGUUGAUAUGUAGAGUCAAAACAAGAUGUUUUAUAUCUUGAGUUAUAAUGCAUUUUUACUACAUGUUGAAGUAUGCUAUAAAUUGACUUUCUAUCUGCAGCUAGUUAACACAUCAUUGAUCUUACAACACAACUGGUUUAUGACUGUGCAGUACUGUUCAUAUUAUUUGCAAAGAAAAAAGUAUUUCCGGUUAACAGCUUGACAUCUUAUCACUUUAAUUUGGUAAAAUCAGUGUUAUGUUGUGGAAUGCUUACAAAGGAGCAAAUAAAUGUAGGUUAAAAAAGGAA